AUGUUCAUCAGUACAAGAUGCAGAAAUAAAGGCUUCAUCCUUAGGAACUUUGUAUGGGCAAAAUCAUCGAUUUUUCGUUCCGUUUCGAAUCAAUCGGUGCAGCCAAAAGUGGCUACAAAACCAGACGGUAUUUUCAGUUAUGCUCUGAUAGACAACAAAUCCUACAUCAAGAUACGAGGACCCGACACUGUGAAGUUUUUAAAUGGAUUAAUUACCUCAAAACUAUUGCCUAAUUUUAUCAAGAAAAACCUUACCACUAUAGAAAACAGUGAGGCAUCUCCAGAAAAUGACAAGAAUAAGGCCACCCUGAAUGUUCCUGUGCCCGAGUUCGAUGCGAGCCUGGGAAAUUGGGGACUAUACAAUGAAACAGGUACUCAAGGGCCUUAUAUCUCCAGAUUUGGUUUGUAUUCUGCCUUUUUGAACGGUAAGGGGAAACUGAUAACAGACACAAUUGUUUAUCCUACACCUGUAUCAGCAAGUGAGGGAACUCCGAACUACCCUGAAUAUUUGUUGGAGCUUCACGAGAAUGUCGUUGAUAGGAUCCUACAUGUGUUGCAAACUCAUAAAUUGGCCAGUAAGAUUAAAUUUGAGAAAAUUGAUCAUCUCUCCCUAAAAAAUUGGAACGUUGAAAUCCAAUUCCCCAAUUUGCCUGAAGAUAUGGAAAAUCCAUGGUUUGACAAUUUGUUAGAUCCCAUGGCUUUGGCAAAGACAUCCGAAGAUGCUAGUAAUUUCGCUGCCAAUGUUUUACAGUCCCUUUUCAAAUCGGAUCCUAGGAUUUUGGGCGUUUAUGUGGAGAGAAGGACCGAGUCAAUCUCAAGACACAAUUCCACUUUUCCACAAUCUUUUAGGCUGGUGACCUCACAGCAAGUGGAAGAUCCAUCUAAAUUAUUUAAUUUUGACGUUUUUGAGUUCUCCUUCCAAACGAAGAAAACGAACCCUGCUGAAAUCAGACAGAGGAGGUUUCAAAACGGUCUUGUAGAUAGUACUCAGGAUUACAAGCCUGAGACAUUACUGCCUUUAGAACUGAAUUUCGAUUUCCUACCCAAUACUAUAAGCACAAAUAAAGGUUGUUACGUAGGUCAAGAGUUAACGGCUAGGACGUAUGCUACCGGUAUUCUACGGAAACGUCUAGUGCCUGUUAAGUUAGAAAAUCACAGCCUUUUGGAUACGGAUCCAGAGAAAAAAUACGCAGAAAUCCACCUAGAUUCAACAUCGACAAUCGAAAAAGAUCUUGCUCAUCUUGACUCAGCGGCUGUUAAUCCGUUCUCUAAUAAAACGGCAGCACUGCCCAAGAGGAAACAAAGACCAGCCGGUUCGUUGAUUGCUAACGAGGGACAAUACGGCGUAGCAUUAUUGAGGAUUGAACAUUUCUCCGCAGCCUUCUCAUCUGAUGACCCUGUAGAGUUUUCUAUAACUACAGCAAAGGGUGAAAACGUCAAGGUCAUACCUCAAAGACCAUUCUGGUUCGAAAAUUGGCAAGAAAACAACGACCUUCGUAAAUAA
Messenger RNA from Saccharomyces eubayanus, 1503 nucleotides. RefSeq names its product Iba57p (gene IBA57). The transcript has a single exon. The record is from RefSeq and is a predicted model, not a curated record. Gene Ontology annotation, molecular function: protein binding. Lineage: Eukaryota; Fungi; Ascomycota; Saccharomycetes; Saccharomycetales; Saccharomycetaceae. The coding region runs from base 1 to 1503 and encodes 500 amino acids. Gene Ontology annotation, cellular component: mitochondrial matrix.